This is a messenger RNA of Aureobasidium namibiae CBS 147.97, 945 nucleotides long. RefSeq names its product Aldo/keto reductase. The coding region runs from base 1 to 945 and encodes 314 amino acids. Gene Ontology annotation, cellular component: cytosol. Lineage: Eukaryota; Fungi; Ascomycota; Dothideomycetes; Dothideales; Saccotheciaceae. Gene Ontology annotation, molecular function: aldose reductase (NADPH) activity. The record is from RefSeq and is a predicted model, not a curated record. The transcript is spliced from 2 exons.
AUGCUCCACCAAGGCACUAGACAUAAGCUCAACACUGGAGCGAGCAUUCCAGCACUGGGAUUCGGAACUUGGCAAGACAAAGAAGCACAAGAGCCAGCAGUGAUCGCUGCUCUACAGGCUGGUGUGAGGCACAUCGACACCGCAGCUGUAUACGGCACUGAGCCUGCUGUUGGCUCUGCAAUCAAGAAGUCUGGUGUUCCCCGCUCCGAGAUCUUCAUCUGCACGAAAAUCUGGAAUAACUCGCAUGCUCCUGAAGAUGUCGAGGCCGCUCUCGACACAUCUCUUUCGAACCUCGGAACCGAUUAUGUUGACCUCUGGCUGAUGCAUUGGCCAUCGUCUUUUGCCAGUGGCUCGUCGCUCUUCCCUAAGGACUCGAACGGAAAGGUCAAGGCUGGAACCUCGGACUAUGUCGAGACCUACAAGGCCAUGGAGAAGGUCUACAGAUCCGGCAAAGCCAGAGCUAUUGGUGUCUCGAACUUCAGCAAGGCUGAGAUGGAAAGACUGAUCAAAGAAACCAAUGUUGUUCCAGCAGUUCACCAGCUCGAACUCCAUCCAUACCUACAGCAGCCAUCGUUUGCCGAGUUUCACAAAUCUCAGGGCAUCCACGUCACCCAGUACUCGCCUUUCGGAAACAGCAAUGAAGUUUACUCCAAGGGCCAGAAUCUGAGCAAGCUCAUCGAUGAUCCGACUUUAGUCGAAGUUGGAAAGAAGUAUGGCAAGUCUGGCGCGCAAGUAGCAUUGGCUUGGGGAAUUGCUCAUGGCCGCAGUGUCAUUCCCAAGAGCAAGACACCGGCAAGAAUUCAGCAGAAUGUCGAGGGAGACUUUGAACUAUCUGCAGAAGAUGUCAAGAAGGUGGAUGCAAUCGACAGAAAGCUGCGUUUCAACGAUCCAAGUGCGAACUUUGGAUGGAACUUCUAUCAGGACUUGGACGGAAAGGAAGCUUGA